Molecule: messenger RNA, 885 nt
Organism: Glarea lozoyensis ATCC 20868
Lineage: Eukaryota; Fungi; Ascomycota; Leotiomycetes; Helotiales; Helotiaceae
Exons: 1
Coding region: 1-885 (294 amino acids)
Source: RefSeq, a predicted model, not a curated record
AUGAAGUUCACACCAGUCGUCGUUUUGGCCCUUGCCAGCUCCUCCUAUGCCCUCGAUUGGGACCGCGAUCUCGCCGCAGUCCUCAGAAGAGCUUCAGACACCCUCGACAAACGAUCCGGCGGAGAAAUCGCUGAGAAGGCGAAGCGUCAAGGUUACGAAGCUGCCGUCGUUGCCGCAGAAAUCGCCGCUCGCGAUGCUAUUGUCAAUGCCAGAGCAUUGAACGAGGGAUAUGAGGCACAAUAUGGCAAACGUCAAACCGUCGACUUUGGAGCCAUUGGAGACUCAAUUACAUCUGCAGCUGGAGGUGCUAUCGCUACACUCACCAGCGGAGCAGUUUCAGUUGCAACAGAGAUAGCAAGUGGUGGAAAUGGAGCUAUCAACUCCCUCACCAGCGGUGCAGCUUCUAUCGGAAACGAAAUCACCAGUGGUGCCGGGGGCGUUUUUUCCACGGUUACCAGCGGUGCCGGCGGUGUCUUCUCUACUAUUACAAGCGGAGGAGCAGGAGCCCUUUCAACCGUUACCAGCGGAGCAGCCAGUCUUGCCAGCAAUGCUGCGUCCAGAGCUUCCAGUCUUGCCUCGGAAGCCAGCGCAAAUGGUGCUUCCAUCGCCAGCCAAGCAUCGCAGAGCUUCAACUCGCUCACCAGUGUCGCUGCUACCGCUGCCCCAUCCGUCUCUGCGUCUCUUCAGAGCCAGGCUUCCGCCCUUACUGCAUCCGCUGCAAGCCACGCUUCGUCUCUCGCCAGCGCUGCAAGUACAGGAGCGGCAGCUGCUACUUCGAAUGCUGGGGCAGCUGCUACGACAAGCGCAAGCUCUGCUAGCGAUCUUGUUAUUCCAGGUGUCAGUGUGGUUGUUGGUGCUGUUCUUGCGUUCAUUGGGUUGAUGUAA